AAACUAUAAUUCUAUGUAACUAUGUUUUCUUGUUUAUUUUAAUUGGUUUAAUAGAUUAUUGCAUGAUUUUAAAUGGUUUACAGUUUCGGAUCAAAGCGGCCUCCUCGCCUGUUGGCGGCGCUGUUGCGUUAAUCCGUUGAUACCGACAGGGAAGAAGAAGACGCCGCUGCGGGGAGGGAAGGGGUUCGGACUAUGUCGUCCUCGGACCCGCAGCCGCGGUUCGGUCAGUCCGUCAAAGGCCUGCUGUCAGACAAGGUGGGCUCGUGCAGCGGGGACGUCAUCGCGCUCACGCGCCAGGUGCUGAAGGGGUCUCGGAGCCAGGAGCUUCUCAGUCAGGCAGCGAGGAACAUGGUGAUCCAGGAGGACGCCAUUCUCCAUGCUGAGGACAGUCUGAGGAAGAUGUCCAUCAUCACCACACACCUGCAGUACCAGCAGGAGGCCAUCCAGAAGAAUGUGGAGCACUCCAAGAACCUCCAGGACCAGCUGACCCACCUGCUGAAGUGACGCUGCCUGCAGGGGGCGCUGCAGCCGAACGAGGGUGGGGGCAGGGGAACAGACUCCCCGCCCUUCAAAGACCUCCUCUGAUCCUUCCCAAAGCGUGUUCUGGCAGCUCCGCCUCUGGUGCUGGUCAUGUGAUGCGCUGUGACCAAUCAGACAGCAGAAGCAGAAAUAAAUUCUAAAGAUUGAACCAAAAGGGAAAACAAAUUUACAGCUUCGCUUUAUUUUUUCUGUUUGGUUGGUGUAAGAAUUCUGUGGGCGGAGCCUGAAACGAAGCGCUGCUGCUUCACUGUAACUCCUGCAGAUGGUCGGUGAGCUCUGCUGCUCCGGAAUCUGCUCUGCAUUAAACGAUGAAACAUU
This is a messenger RNA of Oryzias latipes (Japanese medaka), 858 nucleotides long. It is a transcript of the gene borcs7, whose product is annotated as BLOC-1 related complex subunit 7. The record is from RefSeq and is a predicted model, not a curated record. Gene Ontology annotation, cellular component: BORC complex. Lineage: Eukaryota; Metazoa; Chordata; Actinopteri; Beloniformes; Adrianichthyidae.